UUUUUAUUUAUUUGUUUCAGAAAAAGCCUGUGUAGAAGCUGGGUCAGCAAGAAUGUCACUUCUUAUAUUGGUGUCCAUUUUCUUAUCUGCGGCUUUCGUUAUGUUUUUGGUAUAUAAAAACUUUCCUCAGCUUAGUGAAGAAGAAAGAGUGAAUAUGAAGGUUCCCAGAGAUAUGGAUGAUGCCAAGGCUCUAGGGAAAGUUUUAUCCAAAUAUAAGGACACCUUUUAUGUACAAGUACUUGUAGCUUACUUUGCUACAUAUAUUUUUCAGAUGGCCCGGGAGACGAUUCUGACUGACAUCACCAUGGCCGCCCAAGGAGAACCCCAAGCUUUCAAACUUGUAUUGGUUGGUGACGGUGGGACUGGGAAGAUGACCUUCGUGAAACGUCACCAGACGGGUGAAUUUGAGAAGAAGUAUGUAGCCAUCCUGGGUGUGGAAGUACACCCCCUUGUGUUCCACACCAACCGAGGGCCCAUCAAGUUCAAUGUGCUGGACACUGCUGGCCAAGAGAAGUUCGGGGGGCUGCGAGACUGCUACUACAUCCAAGCCCUGUGUGCCAUUAUAAUGUUGGAGUUCGUCGCCAUGCCUGCUCUUCCCCCUCCAGAGGUUGUCAGCCCAGCGCUGGCAGCACAGUAUGAGCAUGAUCUAGAGGUUGCUCAGACCACGGCGCUCCCAGACGAGGAUGACAACCUGUGAGAGGGAAGCUGGAGCCCAGUGUCAGGCAACUGUCUUGUGGUGUCAGUGGUGCCGCGUGUUUGCUACUUUGUUAUAUAGCUAAUCAGAACCUGUGCUUGAUCCUUGGGAUGCUGAAAGAUGAAUGGGCUUCGGAGAGAAUGUGGCAGUUAAAAAUACCUUCACUUUUUGGACCUGCAUAUUUAGCUGUUUUGGAAUGCAGUUGUUUCCUUAUUGAGUUUCAACUAUAAGAAAGCUGCAGUUGCAUCACAAUCCUCAGUGGUGAAACCUUGUUUGUUACUGUCAUUCCCAUUCUUUUUUGUUUAGAAUCCGAAUAAAGUUGUAUUUCAAAUUUUAAAAAA
Messenger RNA from Myotis lucifugus (little brown bat), 1035 nucleotides. RefSeq names its product transmembrane protein 41B (gene TMEM41B). Gene Ontology annotation, cellular component: nucleus; cytoplasm. Lineage: Eukaryota; Metazoa; Chordata; Mammalia; Chiroptera; Vespertilionidae. The record is from RefSeq and is a predicted model, not a curated record. Gene Ontology annotation, biological process: ribosomal subunit export from nucleus; protein import into nucleus. Gene Ontology annotation, molecular function: GTPase activity; GTP binding.